Molecule: messenger RNA, 1716 nt
Organism: Naegleria gruberi
Lineage: Eukaryota; Heterolobosea; Eutetramitea; Acrasida; Naegleriidae
Product: F-box domain-containing protein
Exons: 4
Coding region: 1-1695 (564 amino acids)
Molecular function (GO): protein binding
Source: RefSeq, a predicted model, not a curated record
AUGGAUGAUGAUCGAUCAAGUUCGGAUCUAUCAAUACAAUCGGAGGAAAAUACACCACCACCAAUAGCAGGAAUAACGAAUGACAAUGCUCUUGUUACAACUGAUACUAAUGAUGGUACUGGGAAUGUUGGGAAUAUUCCACCUCCUCCACCAUUAUCAAGUGUAGUUCCUGUUUAUUUACCAGCGAAUUUGAUGAAACCAAUAGAAGUAGUGCCACGCAUACCUACUAAUGGGUCUUUUUCAGACUCAUCUGAAAGUGAUGAUGAUGAGGAUUUGGGGUAUCAUCGUCCUAUACAACCACCAAUUGAGACUCCUAUCAAACCAAGAGUUUUUAAAGAACCAACUUAUGACCAAAUUAAACCAGUCAUUGGAAUACCAAUUCCGAAUGCAAAUACAGAUAGAACUAAUGAAAUUAUGUCUGGAUGGAUCACUAAAUAUAAUUAUGAUAAUGUUCCUCCAGAAGCAUUGAUGGAAAUUUUCAAAUUUGUAGAUGUCAAAACCUUGUCAACUUGUUCCCUUGUUUCAAAGAAUUGGCACUUUGCCACACUUCAUGACGCCUUGUGGGAAGAUUCAGUGAGGAAAUUAUUUGAAAGAUUUAACAAUCAAGAAUCUGACUACUAUGCAAUUGAUUGUGGAAGAAUGAAUAAGAAGUAUGGUACUCCAAUUAAACCUCCUCCAAAAAUUAAAAAGAUUGAGGAUUAUGUAACAAUAGAGAAUGGUAAAAUUGUUUCCUAUCACACUCUAAGAGCAUUGAAUAUUGAACAAGGAAAGAAAAAACUCAUUUCCAAAUUGAAAAGAGACAGAAAGGAAUAUUGGAGAACAAAGUUCCAAGAGAAGUAUGACAAUGCCUCUUCACUCAAGUAUAGAUACUUUUUUGGAUUUUCCACACUUGUAUACAUUUCAUUAUUUAUUUUCUUUUGUCUAGUUGCUGUCAAUGAUGCUAUUCCAAAAUCUGUAAUUCCCAAUUGGCAUCUUUAUAGCUUUAUUCCUCUGUGGUUUUUCUUUUUAUUUGGAUUUGGAACUUUGUUCUUUGUAUUUUUUAUGUAUACAUCUGCGAGUAGAGAUUGUGAGAUACUAAUACUGGGAGGUGUGAUACUGUUGGUUGUUUUUGGUGGUUUGGCUUCUGCAAUUUUAUCAUUUUUGAAUGUGGCUGUUCUACCCGUGACGUAUAAUUAUGAUCGGUUUUCAGAUCAGUAUGUUAUAUCGUGGUUUAUUGUACUCAUUCCAGCUUAUAUAUUUGCAGUAGUGAUGUUUAUUGCUCAGUUGGUUGCUGUAGGAAUUGUAUUGAUUGAGGACUGGCUAAAUCAAGCAACUGUCAAAAAGAAAUGGAAGCAUUUUGGAGUGGCAAUGUUCUUUUCAACUAUGAACCUUUUAAUGAUUGCAGGUAUUGGAAUGGUAGGCAUUUCUCUUGAAUAUCCUACAUUCUUUCCAAUAUAUUAUCCAGCCAUUCCAGCCAUUAUUGUAGUAUUAGGAUUUAUCGUUGUGGCUAUUAAGGAAUUGUGGAAAGAUAGAAAUAAUCAAUAUUCAAGUGAUAAGUACAUUUUGAGUUUCGGUUUGGUAUUUUUCAUAGCACUGGCUAUUAACAUUGUCAUCAUUGGCUUGUAUCCAUUCUUACUGAGCUACUCGUGGUUCUCUUCUCUCUUACCGCUCACAGCUGCGUAUGCCUUUGUUUGUCGUGUGAUAUAUGAAGGUUAAUGAUAAAAUGUAUUUAAUAAU